UAGUCACCGACUCACACUCGGCCCGGCCCGCACAAACACUUCCUUUGUACGAGGACAUUAGCUUUCACUGCGGUACUGCUUCAAGUCGCGGCCUAUUCAUCAGCACAAGUACAUUUUGGUUUGGUCUGAGAGAUCCUGUUGUAUGAUAUAUUUAAUUUUUUUGUCCCCGAACAGGUUUUGAUUUCAAUUUGAAGGAUCUGUGAAAGACUGACACCCCGUUCGCGACUCGCAUAUUGUUGUUGAACUGUAAGGAGUUUACCUUUCGGUGAUGUCAGGAGCUGGUUUCAGGGUGGGAUGACAUUUCCUUGAAGGGAGAUUGUUUUGAGUGAACUCUGGAUAGAUCAAGAAGCAGACCAGGACAAUGCGGACUGAGACAGCGUUGUGUUUUAUGCUGGUUCUCCUGACCGUGGUUGACAGCGUCAGCUUCAGACGUCAGCAGCAUGGCAGAGAGAAACGACAGCAGCAGCAGCAGCAGCAGGACUUUGAGGUUACAGCUAUGCGGAUACAGAACAUCCUUGAUGCUCACAACAAACUACGGAGGAUGGAGAUUUCCACAGACAUGAACAUGCUGACAUGGCACACUGGCAUGGCAGCGGAGGCACAGAAGAUGGUGGAGGACUGUUUUUGGGCGCAGAGGCCCCGGUCAGAGAUGAAGGACUUGGUGGAAGGGUUUACACGGGUUGCCCAGAAUAUCUACAUGUCUCCAAACUUGACCAGCAUGGAGGCUGUUGCAGCUACGUGGGCCGGUGAGAAACACCAUUACCAGUACCAGACGGGUCUGUGCAACAAGAUGUGCUGGAACUACAAACAGGUAGUCUGGGCAAAGACACAUUCCCUGGGGUGCGGCAUCCGGUACUGCUCCGACCUCAAGAACGUACAACCUAAACAGGGGGGUUACCUCAUUGCCUGUAUGUACGGCCCAGCUGGCAACAUAGGCAACAGAAGGCCUUACACUCACGGGGACGUCCCCUGCAACAACUGCACCAGCGACUUCCCGUACUGCUACGACGGCCUCUGCAGUAAGGUUGAGCCACCCCCCGAACCUAAUACUUCGACAACGACAACGACAACGACAACGACAACUACAACGAAAACAUCAACGACACAAGGGACGACUACAAGAAAGGUCACAGUAGGAUCUUCCAGUCGGACCCGCCCAUUCAUUGUCGGCUACGUCUGCAUGUUCCUCCUCGCCCGGCUUCUGUCCCGGGUUCUGGGGUGACCGCAGCCAAAGGACAUAGCUACUAUGGAACAAAUGAACGUUGGUUUUAUGUUACCAUGGAAACAAAAGUUUUAGAUUUUUUUCUUCUAGGACGCCGUCAACCCCCUAAUAAAUAUCAACAGUGCAAUGAAUAUGCCUCGUUAGCAAGUCAUGGUACAUAGUUAUUUUGUGUCCAUUCGAGAGUAAGAUUUCUUUUCCGGAUUUUAAUACACAACAAGGGCAGGUAACUCUAUUCAUACGUCAUAACGAAGCAAUCCUAUCGGUGACACCCUCGUUAUCCUAUAGGUAUUCACGGCUCCAGGACAGGGUAUCGCUGUCUGUGUGGAGCUUGAUCAGUCACCUGACAACAUUUGUGUCCAUUCGUGACCAACUCGUGUUAUUCCGGGACAAGCCGAAUCUUCUUGCAGGUUACGGAAAGGGGCGAGUGGUGACGAAUGCAUUUGUGACGUUAUGAAAAAUACGUUAUCGCGCAAUUUGUUUCCUGUAUGCAAAGAGACAGUACAAGUCUUCAGGUUUCACUCGAAGAGUUGUUUUCUCUGAUUCCAAGUAUCGCUAUAGAAGACAGAAUAAGUAAGGUUACAAAAUCUUUGUUUGCAUACGUUUGAGCAUACACAAGUAUAUUAAUCUUAACUGCGACAUUUUUACUGUUAUAUAAACUGCCGGGUAACAGAAAAUAUUCACCUGAAAGUUGGCCAAAAUAUUACAAACGUCAACAAAACGUUACUUGGCUAAAUGUAAGGUAUCUUUGAACCUACGUAAACUGAUCAUGACAAUACUAUUACAUCAGCAUCGAUUAUUGUUUCUUGUUUGUUUCAUUUUUUAACCACAAUCAAACAUGGAUGUCUACUUUCUUUUGCCCGGCAGAUUAUAUUCUUUUUGCGCAGCAUUUACUUUUUGAGAAUAUUUGUAGUUUUUUAUAGAAAUUUUUCUACGUGGAGGACUGCCUUAAAAGAUGCAGUAGUUUACAUCCUCUAGUUUAAAACGUAUUAUAUAAGUUUAUUAUGCCUGUAUAGUUAACUAGACGAGAAAUAUGGAUGUAGGAGAACAUUUGUUUCUGUAAAUAUGUGCCGAAAGAUGUGAUAUGAAUAAAUUAUUUUUGUUAUA
Haliotis rufescens (red abalone) is the source of this 2326-nucleotide messenger RNA. RefSeq names its product GLIPR1-like protein 1. The record is from RefSeq and is a predicted model, not a curated record. Lineage: Eukaryota; Metazoa; Mollusca; Gastropoda; Lepetellida; Haliotidae. The transcript has 9 exons. Bases 362 to 1222 code for a protein of 286 amino acids.